AUGCAUUCGUUUCGCGUGGUCUCUGUUCUGUUGGUAAGCCUUGGCGGCCUUGGGGUGGCUGCCAAGUCACUCAGCUUGGAAGGCAUUCCCAGUUGCGCUAUCACUUGCAUGGUUAAAGCCCUUCCCUCGACAACCUGCUCCCCCACGGAUCAAGCGUGCCUCUGCGUCGAUUCCAAGUUCAACGCCGCGGUGCAGCCCUGUAUUCAAUCAACAUGCACGAUACAAGAGAGCCUGGUCGUUACCAAUGCAACAUGGUCGAAUUGUGGCUUCCCGUACAGUGACCAAACUUCCAACAUUCAUUUGAUCAGUGGAGUCGUUACUGCCAUCGGCAUCAUCUUCAUCAUGAUGAGGAUGGCUACCAAGAUUGCAAAGCUCUCUGCCUGGGGCGCAGAUGACACUGUGAUUAUCGUUGCUUUUGCGUUGUUCAUUGGUUUCUUUGUGGAACUGUUCUAUUGUGAGUUUGUCACGUAA
This is a messenger RNA of Colletotrichum lupini, 471 nucleotides long. RefSeq lists its product as uncharacterized. The transcript is spliced from 4 exons. Bases 1 to 471 code for a protein of 156 amino acids. Lineage: Eukaryota; Fungi; Ascomycota; Sordariomycetes; Glomerellales; Glomerellaceae. The record is from RefSeq and is a predicted model, not a curated record.